CGUCCUUCGACUGUUGCCACCGCUUGAGAGCACCCAUGCCCUGGCUCGUCUGCCCCAAGGGAUGGCACUCACGUCUCCCAACAUCCUCCCACUGACCGAACGCUGACGACGCCUCUCUCAUCCCAGUCUGGUUGUUGCACGCAUGGCGGUGAAGGACCUGGUCGAGCUGUUCGAACCAGAGCUGUCUUCGAAGCGACCUGCUACCUCGAGACCGCACGCAGAUUCGGUACGGCCUGCAGAUGAUACCCAUGGGUUGACCGAGUCAUCCAACGAGCCUGCGGACCCUAGCGGAGCUUAUGCACCCUCAAGGUUCCUGGCACACCCUCUGCUGCGACGUCGGGAGCCAAGUCAGGCUGAAGACGAUGGAGAGGACGUCGCACUUCUCGCCCAUGCGCAGGCUCCGGGUACGAGGCAGGAAGACACCCUCACUAGCUCGAGCCAUGGCCAGUAUGGACAUGAACACACAAUCGACGUGACAGAUGGAUUGCCGAUGGCGUCUGGACGAUCCUAUACGAAUUCGCGCGUGCCAUCCACGAGUAUGAAGGCUAUUCCGGAGGCCAUCCAGAUGGGCUCUUUGCGGAUUCGGGACGAAGACGGUCUUCCUCGGACCCCUUCGGUGCACCUACCUAUAGGGUUAGAUGCAACUUCGGUGACUGCAAUAUCGCACUCGCAGAGGCAGUCUCUCAGUUCAACCACUACUGCAGUGCCACGGACGCAGUUAGGGCCUCAUACCCCCAUCCCGCUGACGACGGUCUUUUCGAGGAAGGCGCCGCCGCUAUAUCUACCCAGGCUGGAUGACUUUAUCGCUUCCCUGCCGGCCCCGUCAUAUGCGGCAACGGAACAGUCCAAGGGCAAGGCACCAUCUCCGACUAUGUUUCCUCCUAUGCAAGAUUUGGCGGAUACCAAGAAGACAUUGGUGGAUCUUGAGCACAAUGCGACGGUAGCACCUGGGUGGAGGAACUGUAACUCGAUCUUUUCCACUGUCCUCAGUUUGACGAUUGGUAUAACGGGAUCGAGUGCACUUGCGUCCUAUUACAGUGUUCAAGGGCUGUUUGAUACCCUUCAAAUAUUUGCUCUCAUCCUGAAUACCAUCGUGUCAACUAGUGGUACAUUCAAGGACCGUUGGCGGACUCUCUUUCUGGUCAAGAUCCCGAAUAUCCUAGCCUUGAACUUCGCAUCAACAAUCACGGAGUCUACCGUCUUCCUCGUCCUUUGCAUGCUCGUGUCCGGCCUGCUCCUAUAUUACUUCUAUCGUGCAACCUCUCAGUGUACUACCGUCCGCGUCCCUGAAGGCCAGCAGCCCCUGGGAUACCCCAAACACUCCUGGCUCAUCCUACUAGUCAGCUUCUUGUUGACCGUCAUCUAUCUACCUGUUAGCACCAUAGCGAUGCAUAUUAUGGUCUGGUCAGACGAUCUCUGGGUGGUUCCUAAUCCGUACACGAAUUCGACGUCCAAUCCACCGAGUGUCGCACCCUUGGGUCCUUCAGACGAGUAUCGCGCACCUCUCGAUUUCUGUUGGACGACAACCAUGAAGCUCGACGAAGUCAACUAUGCGCCAAUUCUGAUCAUUCUCGCGACUGCGUGUAUUGCCGGAUUGACAAUAUGGUUCCCUAUUCAUCUAUACCGUACGAUCAAGAAAGUCGUCCCAAUCGUCGACCGUUACACGGAGUUGGGCGCGCCUCGAAGCAACAGCGACAUGAAUCGCGAGUACCAGCGCUUAUUGAAUCGCGACAAGAAUCCUCUCAACUUCUUGUACAGCGGCUUUCGCAGGGGAUGGGGAACAUAUGAAUCGGUGUUCCUUCUCGCGAAACUCACGACGCUCUUGAUCACAGCGGUCAUCGACCCGGACAACUGUCUCUUCCGCACGCUCUCUAGCAAAUGGGUAGCGGUUGCCCGUCAAAUCGUUCUAUUACUCGCGAUGCUCGUCUACUUCAUCCUUCAAGGCAUCUAUGCACCUUUCUUGAAUCCUGUCAACAAUGCUUCAGAAUGGAUCUCCCGACUCAAUUAUGUCCUUACGUCUGCAGUAGCCCUUGGAGUGGCUUUGAAUAUACCCGGAUCUAGCAUAUUGGAUGGGGUCGUUCUUGAUAUAAUUUACAUAGUAACUUAUGGACUCAGCUUCUAUUUCACCAUCAUCAAUAUGGACAUCGCACGUCGCCUCGUGAAGAGGCUGGCGCGUCGCAUCGACUUCAGCAUUGACAUGUUCUCUCCACGAGUUGACCUCUCGCAAUCGUCCCCACAUACACGACGACGGAUUUGGCAGGAAGCAACCAUGACGCUGUUCCUAACCAGUCCUAAUACCGAAAUACCCAAGGAACAGCCGAUGGAGUUCAAGGAAGCUCGAGACGGCGAGUACCCUCCCUAUCUGACCCAGUUCAAGGGCACGCCCGGGGAACGUAUGGUAGAGAAUCUGAAGCUACUCCGCGAAGUGGGGUCGAUAUCCUACUACAAGGCCGUCGCUCUCAUAUCUGGGCCCGACGCUGCGCCGUUUCGUCGUCUGGAGAGAGAUAUCCAAGAUCACUUCGUCGGCCCUGAUUGCUAUUGGAAGCCCCCGGGUGCGCCGCUCCCUAAGUGUAGUCAUUUCUUCGGAAGUGCGUGGUGGAUUCCCUUCCCACCCACCUUGGUUAUCCGCUACGACGAUGGACCUCUGCGAGCUCUUCAGGACCUGUUGCAGCUGGAAGAGUAUGUUGCCCAGAACUCAAGUCAUCAUAUUCGUCGGAAGCGUGAGAUCCGACUUGCUCUGCGGGCUUUGGAAGGGCUUGUGGUCAUGUGGCCGUACGACUAUGUCCGGAAUGUCGGCGAAGAGACAGGCUGGUGCUGCUGUCGCAAGCGGUACGGAGCUCAAGCCGUCAUACAUUACAAGACUUGUACUUUCCGCAUCAAGCGACGCGGGACCUUGCCUUGGGAGGGCACCGACCUCGGUAGCGGAUUCGAGGUCGAAAUGACAUACGCGAAGGGUGUCACGGUCGACGGCUCUAUCAUAGGCCUUACAGACGAUCUCGACCUGACGCAACCGCUCGCUCGGUUUUUGGCGAUAAACGAGCGACUCAUCGCAGAGCAUCUCGUACCACUGGAGAUGGUUCUGCGCAGUUACCGCCAUCAUAUGAGACGGGAGUGCCAGUGGAAAGCGGAUGUCCUCACGUAUCAGUUCCUCACCGACAUCUACAAUCAGCCUCGCUUGCCUGCGGACGUCGUGAAUGUCGUUCAGGAGCUAGAGCACGAUUCGCGCGUGCGUGAUUUGGUGAGCACGAGCCGACCCAUAUUCGAGGUCACGUAUGAGAGGUGGUCUGGGGUUUCUGCGUCAGAGUUGGCCACAUGGUGGUAUGUUUUCUGGGACGACCUGUGGAGGCGGAACUACAACACCAUUGGUGCUCUGCAGAAGCAUGCAUCGGAUUUCGAUCCGCACCACCCUUCCUCAAUAGCGUAUACCCCUCUUCCCCGUGCAGCGCUCGAGAACUUCCUGACCCAGCGCGGUCUAUUACACAAGAAAGCGAAGUGGAAUGACUUCUUCGACGCCGGCUAUCUCAAUAAGAUGUAUGUGCGGAUGAACGACAUCGUGUUUCACGGCUCACAUGGGGCCAAUGUUUUGCACCUCGGAGAAGACACGUCCGAGCUCGACAUGGAAGAGGUCGACAUGAAGACACUGAUGCAGCCGUCAACGCUCGGUACCGGAGCAGGCACGGACUAUGACGACGUGUCCAUCCGUGCACGUCCCUACUAUCGUUGGGAAGGCAUCCUCGACGACGAACUCAGGAAGAAGAAACCAAAGCAUCGACCAUUUCUUGCUAAGAUGGCGGUGUGGUUUGGUCUCAGCCCAUUCUGGCGUUCUGGACUGGAAUCGAAGGGACUCGCACUUGACGUACGCGUGGAGAAUGGACGAUACGUUCUAUUGGAUAGUCUCGAAGCCCAAAUCACGGAUGAUUAUGAUACAAGAUCGAAAGUUGUGUAACACACGACAUAAUCAUGCUUAUACUUUUUAUGCGUGUGUCCAUGGGAUUAUUUGUGCCUGAGACCUUUAUCGUUCAAGUUCAGCUAGCUAGCUGUUGGUUUGCACUUCCCGUUUAUCCGGUUCUACUGAGCGGGUAGCGGUAUAUAGACCCCCGACUACAUGACACUAGUACGACAUGCUGUCUUAGGUAUCUAGCUAAUCAUAAAAGGCCUCUAUGGUCGCAUGCUUACAA
This is a messenger RNA of Rhodofomes roseus, 4178 nucleotides long. RefSeq lists its product as uncharacterized. Bases 143 to 3946 code for a protein of 1267 amino acids. The record is from RefSeq and is a predicted model, not a curated record. The transcript has 16 exons. NCBI's taxonomy places the organism in Eukaryota, Fungi, Basidiomycota, Agaricomycetes, Polyporales, Fomitopsidaceae.